Cavia porcellus (domestic guinea pig) is the source of this 2449-nucleotide messenger RNA. It is a transcript of the gene Slc38a8, whose product is annotated as solute carrier family 38 member 8. The record is from RefSeq and is a predicted model, not a curated record. Lineage: Eukaryota; Metazoa; Chordata; Mammalia; Rodentia; Caviidae. The coding region runs from base 241 to 1536 and encodes 431 amino acids. Gene Ontology annotation, molecular function: L-amino acid transmembrane transporter activity. Gene Ontology annotation, biological process: amino acid transmembrane transport. The transcript is spliced from 11 exons.
GCAGGUCGGCAGCUCAGAAGCCACAAGCUCUUGGGACAAGUGGCCCUGACCUCUUAUCCCUACCCGGACACCUGUCCUCUAGGGCCCCUGAAUGAACGAGUGACUCAGCCUCAUCACUGGCAGCCCUAGGUUCUUCCUUGGUCCACUCCCGCAGCCCUGACCCAGCAAUGCAGCUGGGGUAGCUGGAGGAACCCCAAGGCCAGGACUUUGCGACCCCGUACGCCCUCUGUGGCCCCAGCCAUGGACGAACAGACAGGAAGAAGCAGAGGCCUUGGAGCAAAGCCCCUUCCUGCCACCGCUACCCCCACUUUGUCCUCGUUGGGUGCUGUCUUCAUUCUGCUGAAGUCGACGCUGGGGGCUGGCCUGCUCAACUUCCCCUGGGCCUUCCACAAGGCGGGGGGCCUGGUGCCUGCUUUCCUGGUGGAGCUGGUCUCCUUGGUGUUCCUGAUCAGCGGGCUGAUCACCCUGGGCUAUGCAGCCUCCAUCAGCGGCCAGGACACCUACCAGGGCGUGGUCCGAGGGCUGUGUGGCGCCACCAUGGGGAAGCUGUGUGAGGCCUGCUUCAUCAUCAAUCUGCUCAUGAUCUCUGUGGCCUUCCUCAGGGUGAUCGGAGACCAGCUAGAGAAGCUAUUUGAUGCCCUUGUGCCUGGUGGCCCGCAGCCCUGGUUUGCCGCCCAGCGCUUCACGCUGCCCCUGCUCUGUGCACUGGUCAUCCUGCCUCUGUCCUUGCCGCGGGAGAUCGCCUUCCAGAAAUACACCAGCAUCCUAGGCACCUUGGCCGCCUGCUACCUGGCCCUAGUCAUCACUGCGCAGUACUACUGGCCCCAGGGCCUUGUGCACGAGCCCCGCCCCUUGCAGAGCCCCUCCUCCUGGGCUUCGGUGUUCAGUGUCUUCCCCACCAUCUGCUUUGGCUUCCAGUGUCACGAAGCCGCUGUGUCCAUCUACUGUAGCCUGCGCCCACAGAGCCUGUUCCACUGGGCCCUGGUGUCCAUGCUGUCCCUGCUGGCCAGCUGCCUCAUCUACUCACUGACAGGGGUUUACGGCUUCCUGACCUUCAGGACAGAAGUUUCUGCUGACAUCCUGAUGUCCUACCCGGGCAACAACAUGGCUAUCGUCGUGGCCCGGGUCUUCUUUGCCGUCUCUGUCGUAACUGUUUACCCCAUUGUGCUCUUCCUGGGGAGGUGCGUGAUGCAGGAUUUCUGGAGGCGGGGCUGCUGUGGGGCACAGGGCCCUGGGGUGCUGGCUAACCCCUCUGGGCGGUGGGUUCGGGUGCCACUGACGAUCCUGUGGGUGGCCGUGACGCUCGCCCUGGCCCUGUUGCUGCCCGACCUCAGCAAGAUCAUCGGCAUCAUUGGCGGCGUGAGCGCCUUCUUCAUCUUCAUCUUCCCAGGUGUGUGCCUCAUCUGUGCUGUGGACCUGGAGCCCAUAGGACCGAGAGCUAAGUGCGGCCUGGAGGCCUGGGGCGCAGUCUCGGUGCUGGUGGGCACCUUCAUCUUCGGGCAGAGCACGGUGGCUGCCGUCCUGGAGCUGGCCUGAGGGUCCGAGGCUGAGAGGAGGCUGGUAUGGCUGCUGCCAGUGUGAAGAUGCCAGGAACGGACUCCUCCGCCUCCCAAAGCUCACCGGGUUCUACCUGCCCUGGGGGUUCUGGCUGCUGCACAGAAUUGGGGUGUGGCAAGACUGUGCCCCUCCCUCUGGAGGCCCCUACUUCUCUUGGCUGCCGGGCUCCUGGGGUCCCUUGGCUUGUCGGGGUUCUCUCUAGUCCCUGCUCUCAUCUUUACCUGGCCACCUCCCCGGGACUCUGUGUCUGGACCCCUCCUUCCGGAUGUUCAUUUACAGUGCGUCCUAACUUACUGUGUCGGUGUCUGGACUUGACGGUGUCUCAUCUUAAUAACUCAAGAUGUGCAGAAGUUUGAUUGCCAAAUAGGGCCAUGUUCACUGGGUCCCGGGGUAGGGACUUCGAUUUCUCUCGCUGUGGAUACAGCUCCCCCUUAAUAGGGAAGGGGAGGGCGGGGCUGAGACCCAGAGAACCUGGCUUUGGGGUACUGGGAUCAAUGCUGCCAGCUGAGCAUAAUGGAUGGGGGCCUGGGGGUUUCCCUUGCAAUGGUGGUAGCCUUAAGCUGGCUCAAUGCUGUCUAGACCCACAGAUCCCAGUAUGAUAGUUUAGAUCUAAAAUAUGCCCCCAAGUCCCGGGGCUGUAUGCUCACCUGUGGAUUCAUCCACUGAGGGGCUCAUCACUGAAUGUGUUGCUUGGAGGUGGCCCUGGGUUGGAAGUGGCAUGGGUUAUGUGACCUGGAAGACCGUGUCUGUGUCCCUGGCUUCUCUCUUCUCUGCUUCCUAGCUGCCAUGGGUUGAGCCUUUUCCCUCUGCCAGGCUGUUUCUGUCUUGGGACCAGUUGGCCAUGGACUGAACCCACUAAAAUUGUGAGUCGGAAUAAACGUAUCUUCCUAUA